Messenger RNA from Leptinotarsa decemlineata (Colorado potato beetle), 1179 nucleotides. RefSeq names its product transmembrane protein 104 homolog. The record is from RefSeq and is a predicted model, not a curated record. Lineage: Eukaryota; Metazoa; Arthropoda; Insecta; Coleoptera; Chrysomelidae.
GCCGAUUCAGAAUCCGAAGCUGACAAUAGUAACGAAGAGACUGCUAUCCUUAGAGUUAAUAGAAGAUAUUCCCUCUACAGAAUCGAUACCAAAGUGGAACUAGGCGAAAUAGCCGCUCUCUAUUUGAAUAAAUUCGGUCAUUUGUUAUUUUUCUCCUCUUUGUGCAUUUACCUAUUCGGAGACUUGACAAUAUAUGCCGCUGCUUCCGGAAAAACAAUAGUCAAUCUCAUUUGCAUCAACGCAAAUGAGACGGAAGACUACAGUUCGAGGUGUUUUCACUUUUCGGACAUAGCCAAAAUAGAUAUGUACAGAAUAUUCGUCGCUGUGUUCGCCCUGUCGGUGGGCCCGUUCGCCUACUUCAACGUACAAAAAACUAAAUAUUUACAGUUGUUCACCAUAAGUAUACGAUGGUGCGCUUUUUUUAUAAUGGUUACCGCAGCCAGUAUUAGGUUGGUGAAUAUGGGCCAGCAGGGUCACCCCGAAAUGAUGAACCUCAAGGAGGUUCCAGCCCUUGCUGGUUCUAGUGUGUACAGUUUCAUGUGCCACCACUCGUUACCAGCGCUGAUUGCGCCAAUUUCAGACAAGAAUCGUAUCAUGAGAAAAGUCAGUUACGAUUUCUACUUGAUCUGCGCUUUCUACCUGCUACUAGCUUUAACGGGUUCGUUUGCUUUCGCGGUCGUCGACGACUUGUAUUCCCUGAAUUUCACCUAUGACGACGACUCUAACCUCUUCCGCAAGAUUAUCGGGUUUUUUCUGGUCGCCUUUCCCUUAUUUCCCAUGUCUACAAGUUUUCCUAUAAUUGCGAUAACCUUACAGAGCAAUUUGAAGAACCUGGUUCUGAAGCCCACUGUCAGGCCAAACUUGAUAGUGAACCAUCUAGUGUUUCCGACGCUGGCCGUCGUCCCUCCAGUUGUUAUGGCGCUUUGCACGCACAAUAUCAAGUAUUUAGUGGAAAUUACGGGUUCCUACGCGGGAGUAAUGGUCCAGUAUGUUGUACCCGCCAUUCUUGUGAUUGAAGCUAGAAAGCAGUGUGCCAAAGAUUUCGGAUCCUGCGUUCAUAAGUAUUCGAGCCCGUUUAGGCACCGGUAUUGGUUUGCAUUUGUCAUCGUUUGGUCGGUGAUCAGUUUGAUUUUUGUCACAGUGGAUUUUAUUUGGAAUAAAUGAAUUUAUUUUAUUAUA